Perca fluviatilis (European perch) is the source of this 2427-nucleotide messenger RNA. RefSeq names its product acyl-CoA dehydrogenase family, member 9 (gene acad9). The record is from RefSeq and is a predicted model, not a curated record. Gene Ontology annotation, molecular function: acyl-CoA dehydrogenase activity; flavin adenine dinucleotide binding. The coding region runs from base 99 to 1994 and encodes 631 amino acids. NCBI's taxonomy places the organism in Eukaryota, Metazoa, Chordata, Actinopteri, Perciformes, Percidae. The transcript has 18 exons.
CAUCAGCGUGCGACAGAAACGGGUGAAAGGUCUCCGGUGGUUGUAUAUGUAACACACCACAACACCCAUGGACUAACGUUAGAGUUCACGCUACGAGAAUGAUGAAUGUAAACAGAUUUGUCGUCUUGUCGAAGUCCGUUCAUAUCGGACGGCGGCUGCUCGCCGGUAACGCGAGGCAUGCUGGGAAAGAAGCGCUUCACCUUCGGCAGCGGAGGUCCUUUAAAACGCACCCCAGAAACCUCGCUUAUGCCAAGGACUUGUUCCUCGGUCAGGUCAACAAGGCUGAGGUCUUCCCUUAUCCAGAAAUUGGAAAUGAAGAAGCUGAGGAGAUCAGCCAGCUUGUUGCACCUGUGGAAAAGUUCUUCAGUGAGGAAGUUGACUCAGCGAAGAUUGACCGAGAAGCCAAAAUCCCUCCCGAGACUUUGAAUGGGUUGAAGGAGCUCGGGCUGUUUGGAAUCAUGGUUCCUGAGGAGUACGGGGGUCUCGGGUUGUCUAACACCGUGUACGCCCGACUGGCAGAGAUCACCUCAUUAGAUGGCUCUAUUGCUGUAACACUGGCUGCACAUCAGGCCAUUGGGCUGAAGGGGAUUCUGAUAGCAGGAAGUGAAGCCCAGAAGCAGAAGUACCUGCCCAAACUGGCCUCAGGAGAACACAUCGCAGCUUUCUGUCUGACAGAGCCUGGAAGUGGAAGUGAUGCAGCCUCCAUUCAGACCCGCGCCACCCUGUCAGAAGACGGGAAACAUUACCUGAUCAGCGGCUCGAAGAUCUGGAUUUCAAACGGAGACAUGGCAGAUGUUAUGACAGUGUUUGCCAGGACGGAGGUGGUCGUGGAUGGCGUGAAGAAAGAUAAGAUUUCGGCAUUCAUCGUGGAGAGGGCUUUCGGGGGCGUCACCAGCGGCAAGCCUGAGGACAAACUGGGCAUCCGAGGCUCCAACACCUGUGAAGUGUCCUUUGACAACGUCCCGGUGCCAGUGGAGAAUGUAAUAGGAGAAAUAGGCGGUGGAUUCAAGGUUGCCAUGAACAUCCUGAACUCGGGGAGGUUCAGUAUGGGCAGUUCUUCAGCUGGAAUGAUUAAAAAACUGAUCGAAAUGACCGCAGAGUACGCUGCAACCAGGAAGCAGUUCAACAAAAGCCUGGCUGAAUUUGGUAUGAUUCAGGAGAAGUUUGCAUUGAUGGCUCUUAAUGCCUUUGUGAUGGAGAGCAUGGCGUACCUGACAGCAGGGAUGAUGGAUAGACCGGGGCUACCAGACUGCUCUCUAGAGGCUGCCAUGGUUAAGGUGUUCAGCUCCGAGGGAGGCUGGAUUUGUACCAGUGAAGCUCUUCAGAUCCUCGGCGGUCUGGGUUAUACGAAGAACUACCCCUACGAGCGCUACGUCAGGGACUGUCGCAUCCUGCCUAUAUUUGAGGGUACCAAUGAAAUCCUGAGGAUGUACAUCGCUCUCACUGGAAUGCAGUACGCCGGCAAAGUCCUCACAGGGAAAAUAAAGGAGAUGAAGAAAGGAAAUAUAGGUCUGGCUUUGGGCAUGCUGGGUAAGAAACUGAGGAGCUCAUUUGGAAGUUCAGUGGACCUCGGCCUGACAGGAAAAGAUGGAGUGGUGCAUCCCAGCUUGGCAGAAAGUGCAAAGAAGUUUGAACAGAAUGUCGGCCUUUUUGGAUCGACUGUGGAGAGCCUGCUGUACAGAUAUGGAAAGACCAUAGUGGAUGAACAGCUGGUCCUGAAGAGAGUAGCAGAUGUGAUGAUCAACCUCUACGCUAUGACCGCUGUCCUGUCCAGAACCAGCCGCUCCAUCAGCAUCGGGCUCAGGAAUCACGACCACGAGGUGCUGCUCGCAAACACAUUCUGCGGUGACGCUUUCUUCAAGAACAAUUACUUGAUGACUCAGUUGCAAAAACACUCUCCUGAGAACAACGAUGCCAACAUCAAGAAGAUCGCCAGGGAGGUCUUGGAGAAGAGAGCCUACGUCUGCUCCCACCCUCUUGAAAGAACAUACUGAGCUCUCCCAAUGCGACCAUAAUACUGUGUCUCGUCCAGGUGCCAGAAAGUAAAAAUCCUGCCAUGUUUUUGGAUCUGCCUCUACAUCUAGAACAGGUGUUUUCACUAACGAGCUCAUCUACCUGGUAGAGGAGCUGGUUUAGUGAUUGUUGGGACAGCUGCUGGACAGGAUUUCUACUUUCUGGCACCUGGACUAUACACCUCUGGACUCUCCUCUAUUCUGAUUGGACAAUAUGGACAAGGACAAUUCACAGUUCCAAUGCUUAGUCUCCUGUGUUCUUUUACUACUUUCUUCGGUUGAGAUUAUUUUUUACAGAACAACUAAUAAAUUAAGAGAUUUAUAUUAGUAGUUAGUGUAUUUUAUUAACCUAUGGCUAACCUUUGGGAAAUUGGGGGCAUUCUCUUCUGAUGGCAUUAAAUGAGUUUUAAUCAAA